Messenger RNA from Sorex araneus (European shrew), 3634 nucleotides. RefSeq names its product tigger transposable element derived 4 (gene TIGD4). Gene Ontology annotation, molecular function: DNA binding. Gene Ontology annotation, cellular component: nucleus. The record is from RefSeq and is a predicted model, not a curated record. Lineage: Eukaryota; Metazoa; Chordata; Mammalia; Eulipotyphla; Soricidae. Bases 739 to 2280 code for a protein of 513 amino acids. The transcript has 2 exons.
GUUGCCCGGGUGAUGCUGGGGCCGCGGCCGCACAGCCGAGUUUGGACCGCGCGCGCUCGCGGGCGGGACUCUGGGCUGCAGCCCCGGCUGGGAACUUGAGCGGAAGGGCGCGCCGGCCAGCCGGGGCUGGUGGGAGGUUACCCGAGAGCCCCCCCCAGCACCCCGUCUUUCUCACUCACGCACCCCGGCCUCACGCGUUUUAGGCGUCCCCACCCCCCUGCAGACGAGACAGAAAAUACAUUGGCAAGUCUUAGAAGGAUUCUUCCAUUAUUAAUGGGCAACAUUUUGCCUGAAAAUUACUGAAGGCUUUUUCUCCUUAUCUCAGAAGCCUUCUGUGGAGAAUUAAUAGGAGGCUGAAUGUGCACAUGGAUAAAAUGGAUCAUCUUAAAGGAUUGAAGUUCCAAAAAUAUAUCAGCAGGACUGGACAGGUCUGCCAUAAUGAGAUUUCUAUUUUAGCCUGACUCCUCGAACUUGGAAUAAACUAUAAAACGGAGUUACACAAGGUCCUGGGAAGGAAGUUUCUCCUCUAAAAUAUUCCAGUCAUGUCUAACGUUUUUUUUCCCUUCAGAUCUUCUGAAAAUUAUAUUUAGUCCUUGAGUUCAGAGGAAUAAGAUGAUUAGACACGUUUAAUAUGUGGUGUGGACUAGAAGGCAGCAAGCUGCACCAUCCCAGAAAAUAAAUGUAAUUAAAGGCGCAGACGUGUGGAAGAGGAGAGAACGGACCCGAGAGCUGGUGGAGAUGGCAGAAGCCUCUGUGGAUGCCUCGUCCCUCCCCGGAACAGUGAAGAAAAAGAAGAGUCUGUCGAUUGAGGAAAAGAUUGACAUUAUCAAUGCUGUAGAGAGUGGGAAGAAAAAAGCGGAGAUUGCAGCUGAAUAUGGAAUAAAGAAAAAUUCACUGUCUUCGAUUAUGAAGAAUAAAGACAAAGUCCUAGAAGCCUUUGAAUCUCUGAAAUUUGAUCCAAAGAGAAAAAGACUGAGAACUGCUUUUUACACAGACCUGGAAGAGGCAUUAAUGAGAUGGUAUCGAAUCGCUCAGUGCCUAAAUGUACCAGUAAAUGGCCCAAUGUUGCGUCUAAAGGCUAAUGAUUUUGCCCAGAAACUUGGACACAAUGAUUUUAAGUGCAGUAACGGCUGGCUGGAUCGCUUUAAAUCCAGGUACGGUUUAGUAUUCAGAGCUCAACCUGUAGAAGCCACUGGGGUAUCAGUAGAUCCUUCAAGUGUCUGGCACCAAAAUAUCCUUCCUUACUAUUUAAAUGAUUAUCAUCCUAAAAAUGUCUUUAAUAUAAAAGAGACAGGACUGCUGUAUCGAAUGUUGCCUACAAAUACUUUUGCAUUUAAAGGAGAAACCUGCUCCAUUGGGAAGUUGUGCAAAGACAGGCUAACUCUGGUGGUUGGGACAAACAUGGACGGCUCAGAGAAACUUCCUUUGCUUGUCAUUGGGAAAAACAGAAACCCACCCUGUUUCAAAGGCAUCAGGUCCUUGCCGGUGUGUUACGAAGCUAACACCAUGGCGUGGAUGACCUCCGAGGUUUUUGAACAAUGGAUGCAGCAGCUUGAUCAGAAGUUUCAAGCCCAGCACCGGAGAGUGGUGAUUUUUGUCGAUUCUUUUCCCGCACACCCGGAGGUCAAGAACCUAAAGGCCAUCGAGUUAGCAUUCUUCCCCUCGUGCUUACCGUCCAAAUUUAUUGCCAUGAAGCAAGGCGUGAUCCAAAGCCUUAAGAUCAAAUACCGGCACUGUCUCAUCAAGAAAUUUUUGAGCUCUGUGGAAGGCAGCAGAGAAUUUACCUUUUCUCUUUUGGAUGCAGUCGACACCUUGCAUCUGUGCUGGCGGGCUGUGACCCCAGACACUAUCGUUAAGAGCUACGAAGAGGCGGGCUUCAAACCUCCCAAGGGAGCAGAAAGUGAAAAGGGCAGCGGGGAGACGGACAGGGGCCUCGAUCUGGUGGCGGACGCCCAGGCGGCAGGAGUGGAAUUUCCAGAAGGGCUGUCGCUGGAGGAGUACGCGGCCCUGGACGAUGACCUGGAGACCUGUGAAGGGGCACUCAGCAGUGACUCGUUGUGGCCCAGCGAGAGCCAGGCAGAUGAAGUUAGAUUUUAUGCUUCCGAUGAAGAUGAGGAUGGGUGUGCCCUGGGAACCGAGCUCCCCUUACCCUCAAAACCAGAAGCAGUAACUGCUCUCCGUACGCUGAAAACUUUUCUUAGAAGUCAACACAUGGAUGAAGGGCUUCAUAAUGCUUUAGCAGACCUUGAAAUUUUUAUUAACUCUUUACCAUCCAAAUAAUCGUACACUCUCAGAAGAGUGAUGGCUUUGCCUGCUGUUGUAUUUUACUAUAUAUAGGUGUGUAAGGGGGAAAAUACAACUUAAAUGUAAAUGAAAACCUAAAUUUUUGGUGUGCAGUUCCAAUGGCUUUCAUCUAGGUAACAAAGCUUCCUAGGUGGAUUAAAUGAUCUUUAAGUUCCUGAAAAUUAUGAAUUUUAAUUUACCAAGGUUUCAGAGCAUGAAAAGAGUGAUAUUGCAGAAGCCUGUACUUGAAGCACAUAUAUGUCAAAAUAAAAGGGACUCUCCAGUUGUCUUGAUUUGUAUAGAUUUUGAAUUGGUAAGUGCUUUACAUUUUUUAAGUUCAGAUCAAGAUCGAGUAUUUUAAUUUAUCUACCUCAUCUGAAAACAAAGUAUUUAUUGCUUAGAUAUUUAUUUUUAUAAAAAUAUAUUCUAACUAGAAUCUGAGUAUUUUAAGUUAACUUUUUAACCAGCUGAACUCCCUAAUAAGAAAUUAUGAAAAUUACCGAAAAUAAAGUCUGAUCCAAUUGUACAACAAAAUGAUUACAAAUAUUGCUUACUUCUUUCAGGCUAUCUCCACAAAAGAUGAAAUGAAAGAGCAUGACAUUAUCAGGUUAUCUUGUCAUGUAUAAUGAUCUGAUCCAAAUUCUCCCUAAAUAUUUAUAGGUACAUAUAUAUGUUCAAUAGAAAAAUGUAGAAUUGAAACAUUUAUUAAGCUCUUAUAUCUGUGUUUUAAUAACAUCACUCUCAAAAAAAGUAAACCUUAAGAUACAUAUGCAGUUACUAAAAAUAUUUUAUGUUCUUACAUAGUUUUCUAAUUUUAACAGCUAAAGCCUUUAUAUUCUUGGUUUUGAAUUUUAUUUUUAGGAAUAACUGAAUGUUCUUUUAGUAUACCUUAUGUAUUAGAUACCCAUCACUGAAAUUCAGUGAAUAAUAUUUUGGGUUAAAUUUCUAUUUGAGGAAAUUUUGUCUACAGAAUAUUCAUAAUAUUGUGUAAAUUUUUUACUCUAUCAUAAAAAGUCUUUAAACAGUGGAAAAAUAAGCAAUGUGUCAGAUUUUUCUGUUGUUGAAUUUUAAGUACUAUGCUUAUUUAACUUGUUAUAAUUAUUAUGGGGUCUCUUUUGAAAAGGAUUUUGAAAAAAGCAUAAAACAUACAGAUAUUUCUAUUAAUUAUUAGUCUAUCAAGAAAAAGAUGUUUGGAAGGAAAUAUUUAAAGAAGGUGUUUUCAUUUCCCACUGUUGAUUAUUUUGCUUUUGAGAUUCAGUAGUAGUAAGCCUUAAGCAUGUAUUAAAGUGAAGAAUGUUCAUUUAGAGGAAAAUAUAUUAUUUAAAUUUAAUUAAAAUUAUUUUAUGAAUAA